GUACCAUUCCUAUUUUGCUUUCGGUUACACCUAGUUUCACACAAAAUUGGCACAUUGCCUAAGGCUACCAUACAGGUGUAAAAUUCAUUGAUUCCUACUAAAAAUUUCUAAAUUUCCAAUGGAGCUUGUGUCGACGUGAUUUUUUUCCAGCCAAAUUCUGGUCCAAAAUGGCUGGCUGGGGUCGAGAGAUUGUCACUUUGCAGUGUGGUCAUUACUCCAACUUUGUUGGUACCCACAUCUGGAAUAUUCAGGAAUCCACGUUUCUGUAUGAUGAGAACCCGGCGGCCGUUGUGUCCAAGGAAAUCAACCAUGACGUGCUGUACAGGGAAGGCCGGACCAUGACGGGUGCUGUGACCUACACCCCCAGACUUGUGACCCUUGACCUUAAAGGUAGCCUGAACACGUUAAAAGCUGAGGGAGUGCUGUAUGACUAUCAAACAAAGGAAGAUAUCAAGUGGGAGGGAGAUGUUACCCUUCAUGAAGAAAAAGCACCACCGAAAAACGAAUUCCUCUCCGAUCUUGAUGCGCAGGAUAUGCUGUUGGAUGACACCCAGCAAAGACCAAAGAAAACAGACGACCAGUCGACCCCCGAGACAGACACCAUGGAGGUGCAGGGUCCGCCCCCGGAAGGUCAAAGUUCACCAGGUCAGCCCAUGACGGCCAAACCGGCCAAGGUGUACCGUCUGGAUGAGAGCAUUGACGUGUGGUCGGACUUCCUACAUGGGCAUCUGCACCCUAAGACUGUCACAGUGAUCAAGGAGCAUGCCCAUGGCAGUGAGAUUGACCCUUUUGGGCUCUUCACCAAAGGACGUAGUCUCCUGACCAAGAAGGACGUUGCAGAAGACAUCGAAAACAGACUGCAUUUCUUUGUCGAAGAAUGCGAUCACCUCCAGGGGUUUCAGGUGUUAGUGGACUUCUAUGAUGGUUUUGGUGGUCUGGGAUCCAGCCUCGUGGAGAGCCUAGCUGAUGAGUACAGAGGCAAGGGUAUCAUGGCCAUUGGAGUGGCACCAGCAGUUUUUACAACCAAUACCCACACAGCGGACAACCACCGUUUGAUCAACUCGGUCCUGGCCUUCCAGCGACUGAGCGAGCAGAGUUCCAUCCUCCUGCCCCUGUCUCUUGCCUCCUCACUCUGGAGGAAAGUAGGCAUGCCAGCCAAGUUCCAGAAUGUCCACUACAAGCCUUCUCUUGCCUACCACACCAGUGCAAUCCUAGCCAGUAGCCUGGACACAGCCACCUUGCCCUACAGAGUAGCCGAUGAUCCCAUCUCACUCUCCGUCCUGACUGAGGCCCUGGCAAACCUGGGCAGGAAGGUUUCAAUGCUGUCGACGUCAUUUCCUCUACCGUUCCCCGACCACGGUUACCUAGCCGGCGUGUUGGGCAGCUACACCCAGAACCCACCCUGGACAACUCUGAUGCCCCACACCCGCAAAGGCGCCAACGUCCAACCAUUUGCCCAGUCGGUGGUUCUGCGGGGCGUGCCCAUGGACAGGAUAUACACACCCGGUAGACAACCCCAGAAUGCACUUGAAUCGUGCCGCUCAGUCAACGAGAUGCUGAAAUGCUACCUGACAGGAAUGUACACAAGAACUCUGAGCUCGGGACUUUGUGUCAACCAGCCGUUGAAGACCGCUGCCCCGUUCCCUCACAUCUUUGACCCUCGGAUGAGCAGAGAGGGUUUCCUCCAGGACUGGCAACGCAGGGAGGAGGAAGUGGUGGAGAGCCUGCCUAUGAUGACAUCGCUCCAGACCUCCCCGUCCGCUCAAGAGAUGCUCUCCCACCUGGUCAAGGAGGCCGGCAAGCUGGACAUCCGCAAAUGCCACGGCUUCCUGGAAGAUGGUCUGGAACAGGACGAGUACAGUGAGGCCCUCAGCAGCCUGGAGGGCUUGGCUCACUGCUACGAGCAGUGUGCUUAAAGCUCUACGUGUACGGCAUUGGGAGUUCAGGUACCAGACUUGUGAGACCUUUUCCAGAACUGGGAGAGUUUUCCCGACCUUAAUUGGCUACUUCUUCAUCUAUGGUUUUUGUCUCUGGAUCCAGAAUAACUUUUGUAGCUCUUAAUGUCAAAAUCACAUCGAAGUACUCUUCCUUCUUUUCUGAUAGAAUUAUAAACAGCGUCAAAAUUUCAAAACGUAUUUUAUUGAAAAUAUAGUUUAUUUCUAACAGGGUUGAACAGUUUGGCUGUUACUUGCAACUGGGAUACGAAUCAGUCACGUUAGUGGUUAAACCC
This is a messenger RNA of Patiria miniata (bat star), 2230 nucleotides long. RefSeq names its product protein misato homolog 1-like (gene msto1). The transcript has 13 exons. Gene Ontology annotation, cellular component: cytoplasm. Gene Ontology annotation, biological process: mitochondrion distribution. Lineage: Eukaryota; Metazoa; Echinodermata; Asteroidea; Valvatida; Asterinidae. The record is from RefSeq and is a predicted model, not a curated record. The coding region runs from base 168 to 1916 and encodes 582 amino acids.